GAAACUCUUAGUUUGCUCUCCCCGCAGAGCCGUGUGGAUUUACUACCAGAAAGCAGCCUUUAUUUGUGUCUGCUGAGCACAGCAGAUCAAAAAACACGCCAGGAAUCUAAACGCCCGCUCACCGUCUCUACUGUGUGGGUUUGAAUCGAGGGACCCUCUGGGUUUUUUUCUGCCUUUAUUUUCAUUUUUAACUCUUUGAAGAAGACACAAAGGAGGAUGGGCGCUCAGUUGACUAAAGGUGAAGCUACAGUGGACGGAAAAGCCGUGGCUGAUAAAGCCAAUGGUCAGGAAAACGGUCAUGUGAAAACCAAUGGUGACGUUUCUACCAAGCCAGAUGGAGAAGCUGUGGCAGCAGACGGAAAUGGAACCACGGAGGUUGCCAAGGAGGAGCCAGCCAAGACGGAGGCGGGAGAUGGCAUCGAAGCCGCCCCCGCUACCGAAGGCGACGCCGCCAAAUCUGACGGCGAAGCUGCAAAGGAAACCAAGAAGAAGAAGAAAUUCUCACUGAAGAACUCCUUCAAAUUCAAGGGCAUUUCCCUGAAGAAGAACAAGAAGGGAAGCGAGGAGGCCGGGGAGCCCUCGGCCACGCCCACAGCCGAAGACAAGCCAGAGGAGAACGGCCAGGCUGCUACGGAGACCAAAGAGGAGGAGCCCGCUGCGGCAGAAACCAAUGAGACACCGGCACCUGAGGCGGAGGCGGAACCCAAAGCGGUGGAGGAGGAGCCUAAAGCAGAAGAGCCCGCCCAGGAAACAGAAGCCGCGCCCACAGAGGAGACCACAAAACCUGAGGAGACCCCAACCCCGGCCCCCGCUGAAGAGACCACGCCCACCACAGCCUCGGACCCGGAGCCGGCUGCAGAGUGACCUCACUUCACUGUGGCAACCUAGACUGUUUAUCUUUAUCCUUUUUUUCUUUUUGAGAUUGAAAUAUAUAAAUAUAUAUAAAUAUAUAUAAAUAUAUGAGACUUGAGCCACAAUCUUAAAGUUACAGCAAUACUACAGAGAAACCGAGUUCUUUCACCAUCUUUGCUGAUAACGGUCUCUAGUUCACGGUUUGUCCGGUCCGGUGUCGGUGAGCUCUGUGCUGAAGCACGUUUUUGUUUUUUGGGGGUUUUUGGGAAUCGGUCCGGAAAUCGCUCUGUGUAUGGAUUGGAACGACUGAUGGAAUUUCCGCCUCAGGAGAAGAGCAGCGGAUGGAAGAGCGUGGCUCCCUGUUCACAGUCUUUUCAGUCAUUUUUCUCUUUUUAACUUCAUCCGAUCCUUGAUUUUUCAGGGCUGAUGAGUGAAAUGACCAAUUGUCCUCUUAGGAGAUGGUUACGGGACAAUGUAAAACUACAACAAAAAAACGAAAAAGUACAAAAAAAAUCUUUUUUUAAGUGUUUGAAUAGCUCUACAUUCCAAUUUUUAGCCCUGAAAACUGUAGGGUGUCAGAAGAUCUGGGCGAGUGAAUAGGUUUUAGUCUUAGUCUGUUUUUAAUGAUGUUUUACAGUUUUAAUCAGAUCCAGCUACACAUUUCAAAGUUUACGACAAAGGGGAAUUAAACCACUGCUUUUAUCAAAUAUAUAUUUUUGUUCAGUUAAGUCUCUGUACAUACAUUUUCUGACUCUUUAUUUUGCUAACAUUUCCAGGUGUUAAUAAGAUGUACGAUUAGGCCAAAUAAAUGUUUGACCCCCCUA
This is a messenger RNA of Puntigrus tetrazona (Sumatra barb), 1676 nucleotides long. Its product is annotated as MARCKS-related protein 1-A. The record is from RefSeq and is a predicted model, not a curated record. Bases 217 to 864 code for a protein of 215 amino acids. The transcript is spliced from 2 exons. Gene Ontology annotation, biological process: central nervous system development; actin filament organization. NCBI's taxonomy places the organism in Eukaryota, Metazoa, Chordata, Actinopteri, Cypriniformes, Cyprinidae. Gene Ontology annotation, cellular component: plasma membrane; cytoplasm. Gene Ontology annotation, molecular function: actin filament binding; calmodulin binding.